UUUUAUUUUAUUUGAUAAUAGAAUAAAAAAAAUAUUAUUUGUUACUUGUGAGUUACACUAGACUGUAGCUCAUUGGUGGCUAUAUACAGAUUGCUCAAGGCUUUUAAAUAAUUUCUUCAAGCUUCGCAAGGAUCACGUCAGGGAAUAGCACCAUCAAUGAAUGCAUGGUGGAACCCAAUCACCCUGAGAGGGGACGCAUGCAGAGUAAGAUUGAAAAAAAAUUUCCUAUCAAUGAAUGCUGGUUGUCUUGUACCCACCGGCACAGCACGCCCUUACUUGAUUGGGGUUAUUCACGUCAUAUAAAAUACAAAUUCCUAGAAAUGGCAUGCUAUUGAUUCAGUUUCAGAGACACAAGGACAGCCAGAGUGAUCCACGUUCACCCAUUAUUCCUACUAAAUUAAUUUCUAGAAUAAUCUAAUAAAAUUUUCAACUUUUUACAUUUAACAACUCAGGCCACAAGUUCAGUCCACCAUUAUAAUAAAGUUUUGAACAGUCUCACGUUUCUCACUUUUCUUUUGUUUGAGCUGUGAAAGAAGCAGCCAUGGAAGCUCUCGGAGCUUCCGCAGUUCCUUCUUUUCACAUCCGAACAACACUCUAUAAAACCAAAUUGAGAAGGCCCAUGUUCUUAAAUUUUCAUUCCAAUCCAACACCCAGUUCAGCUUUCUCAUUAGUCCACAAAAAACAAUCAAAGUUCAAGGUUUUUAACACCAUAUCAUCCACGGUUUCAACGAAACCCACAAACCCACCUGAGCCAGCCCUUGAAACUCACAGUCAAGGUGAGAAAUUUGAUUGGUAUUCACAAUGGUACCCUGUUAUGCCAAUCUGGGACCUGGACAAGAGGAGGCCACAUGCAAAAAAGGUGAUAGGUCUUGAUGUGGUUGUGUGGUGGGAUAGGAAUGAGGAAACUUGGAAAGUGUUUGAUGAUAGGUGUCCUCAUCGGCUGGCUCCAUUGUCUGAAGGGAGGAUUGAUCAGUGGGGCAGGUUGCAGUGUGUGUACCAUGGUUGGUGUUUUAAUGGUUCUGGCAACUGCAAGUUCAUCCCUCAAGCAAAUCCUGAUGGCCCUCCGGUGCACACAGCCAAGAAAGCAUGUGUAGCUGUUUAUCCAAGUACUGUGCAGAACAAAAUAGUUUGGUUUUGGCCAAACUUGGAUCCCCGAUACAAAGAUAUUCUUGUGGAGAAGAGACCCCCCUACAUCCCAGAAAUAGAUGAUCCUUCAUAUACUAACUUAAUGGGAAAUAGAGAUAUUUCUUAUGGAUAUGAGAUAUUGAUUGAGAAUCUUAUGGACCCUGCUCAUGUUCCUUAUGCGCAUCAUGGAAUAUUGGAAAUUCUACCAUCCAAAAACAGAGUGAAGGCUGAUAGAGAGGGGGGCACACCACUUGAAUUUAUGAUUGAAAAGUUAGACAUCAAUGGGUUCAAUACAUUUCAGUUUCAGGAAUGGAACAGAACCAAUUUUAUUGCCCCAUACCUGUUUUGUGCAUGUCUUAAGCCUGGGGAUCAAGCUAAUGGAUCUGAAUCAUCAGCUGGAACCAGAAAGGUAAAUUCUUAAGAGGAAACAAAGCAAACGGGUUUAAAAUUAAUGAAAAGUUAGAGAAAUACAUUGACAAAACAGUCA
Messenger RNA from Quercus lobata, 1612 nucleotides. RefSeq names its product protochlorophyllide-dependent translocon component 52, chloroplastic-like. NCBI's taxonomy places the organism in Eukaryota, Viridiplantae, Streptophyta, Magnoliopsida, Fagales, Fagaceae. Bases 542 to 1546 code for a protein of 334 amino acids. The record is from RefSeq and is a predicted model, not a curated record. Gene Ontology annotation, molecular function: 2 iron, 2 sulfur cluster binding; oxidoreductase activity. Gene Ontology annotation, cellular component: cytoplasm. The transcript is spliced from 5 exons.